GGGGAGGAGUCGAGGUUGUGGUGGGAAAAUGAAAUUAAUGGCUGGGGUGGGAGGUGGGGGUGGCUGCGCAGGUGGGAGGAGAGAUGAGUUGUGGGUGUUGACUGCUGGGUUUUCCCAGAGGAGGGGGCCAGGGCGAGUUGGGGUGGGGAUCGGGUGAUUGAAAAACCCCUUUUUUUAUUGUUUAUUAUUUUUUUUUAAAAAAAAGGGUAAAUACGGAAAUACAAUUAAUGUUCUUUUGUGUAAUUAAAUUAUUAGUUUAAGUGAGAGGGAAGUGACAUGUGUCGUGAGUAAAAGAACGAAAAUUCAAAAGAGAAAGUUAGAAAAAAGAUGCUAGCAUUCCCCAUCCUUAAACACAAAAAUCCAAACAAAUCCGAUUACUUCUUAUCAUUUAUUUGAAUACAGACCUUUAAAUUCAAAGGCUUUCCAGAAGAGAAGGCCUCUUCCUUCUGUUCAAAGGCUUCCCAUUUCGAAUAUAUCAAUGGCAGAAGCAACAAAGAGGUAUGCAGUUGUUACUGGGGCAAACAAAGGCAUAGGAUUGGAAACUGUGAGGCAAUUGGCCUCAAAUGGAUUCACUGUAGUUUUAACUGCCAGAGAUGAGAAAAGGGGUCUUGAAGCUGCUGAGAAACUCAAAGAGUCUGGCCUCUCAGGUCAAGUGGUUUUUCAUCAACUUGAUGUGGCUAACCCAGCUACUGUUGCUUCCUUGGCAGACUUCAUCAAAACCCAGUUUGGGAAACUCGAUAUCUUGGUGAACAAUGCAGGGAUUUUUGGAAGCAUAUUAGAUGGUGAUGCUUUUAAAGCUGUAAUAGCCUCUGGUGCCGUGGAAGGAGGAGAAGUUGAUUUGAGUAAACUAGUGACUGAAACGUAUGAGUUAACAGAAAAAUGCUUGCAAAUAAACUAUUAUGGUGCUAAAAGAACAGCUGAAGCACUUAUCCCACUCCUCCAGUUAUCUGACUCACCGAGAAUUGUUAAUGUUUCGUCUGGCUCGGGGAAGUUAAAGAAGAUACCAAGUGAUUGGGCUAAAGGAGUUUUUACUGAUGCCGAAAACCUAACAGAAGAGAGAGUAGAUAAGGUACUGACUGAGCUUCUAAAAGAUUUCAAGGAGGGUUCACUUGAAAGUAAGGGCUGGCCUUCUUCUAUGCCUGCCUAUAUAGUCUCAAAAGCAGCACUGAACGCAUAUACAAGGAUUCUAGGAAAGAAGUACCCCACUUUUCGUAUCAAUUCAGUCUGCCCUGGCUUUGUCAAAACAGAUAUAAACUUCAAUGCCGGCGUCUUGCCUGUCGAAGAGGGUGGUGCCAGGAUUGUAAAGUUAGCAUUGCUGCCCAAUGAUGGCCCUACUGGCUCCUUCUUUGUUCACGAUGAAGUGUCAGAUUUUUGAUUGAAGAUGAUCCAUUUAUGCAAAUUUAAUACGAGUCAUUUAUUGGGCAACAUUUGGUACUGUAAUGUAAUUUUAAGUAUUUUGGUAUGUAUAUUGAUUGAAGGAUCUAGUGCAUUGUUUACAUUUCUACUAUUCAUCUGGCUCUUGGACUCAUAUUAUCAUUUACAAUGUUAUUCAGUC
Messenger RNA from Prunus persica (peach), 1555 nucleotides. Its product is annotated as (+)-neomenthol dehydrogenase. The transcript is spliced from 4 exons. Gene Ontology annotation, cellular component: membrane. Bases 479 to 1375 code for a protein of 298 amino acids. NCBI's taxonomy places the organism in Eukaryota, Viridiplantae, Streptophyta, Magnoliopsida, Rosales, Rosaceae. Gene Ontology annotation, molecular function: oxidoreductase activity, acting on the CH-OH group of donors, NAD or NADP as acceptor. The record is from RefSeq and is a predicted model, not a curated record.